ACAUCCAUGUUAAAAAGUAAUAGUAAACAAGAGUUUAAUUUAACCACACUUUGACGAAUAGACCUUGGCUAGACACAGUAAUUUGGAUGGUGAGAUGUUAGGCCACAAGCCAUACGAUAAUAAUAGUUCUCAGCAUCUUAGACCGAGGAGCAAACACAAUUUUAGGUCUUUCAUAAGAUUUGCAGUUUGAAGGAUUCGUUGAAGGUCAAAAAAUGGGGAUAUUGACACUUAUCGUCGAUUGUAUACAUGAUAACAUGACAACAUGUCUCGUAUUUCUACUCGUAUUCUUGGUUCUUUGGAAAUACUUCAGGCCAAGUCCUUGGAGACUACCACCCGGGCCAAGACCAUGGCCUAUUAUUGGGAAUAUGAACCCUCUGAAGUUGAGUACAUUUAUCGGUGAUGUAGAAGCAUUUGAGCUUGCGAGAAAAUACAAUACUCCAAUCCUCUAUCAACGUUGGUUUGGCAUGAAUAUGGUUACACUACAUAGUUAUGAUCUUGUGAAAGAAGUGUUUACCAGUGAUAAGAUGGUCGACCGUGUUAGACAAGGCAUCGACAAAUGGUUCAAUCGUGGUAUAAUUCAGGUGUCGGGUCAACGUUGGGUAGAACAAAGGAGGUUCACUCUAUCAACAUUAAGAGACUUUGGACUGGGGAAGAACAAAAUAGAGAAAACAAUACAAGAAGAAAUCACAGAACUCUUCGAGAAUUUAGACAAUAAGAAAGGGGAAUCAUUUGAGCCUACAAGUCUGCUCACAAAUGCUAUCUCAAAUAUCAUAUGUUCUAUGAUCUUUGGACACAGGUUCGAUUAUGACGAUACCACGUUUAAGAAUAUGCUUCGUAUGAUGGACGAGAAUAUUGAGAUACAUAUGCCACCAGUUUUCUUUGGAACAAUAAUACCCUUUGCAAAUUGGUUACCUGGUGAUGUUUGUCAUGUUAAAAGACUGGAGAAAAAUCUCAAAUAUAUGCAAGAUGAGGUGUUUGGACCUGAAUUUAGAAAACAUUUAGAAAACCACGAUCCAAAUAACAUGAAUGACUUCAUGGAUGUCUUCAUCAAUGAAAUAAAAAAGAGAGAAGAUGACAACGAAACGGAACAUUGGUUUACAGAGGAGCAACUUGGCUGGGUUAUUGAAGAUCUUUUCCUUGCUGGUACAGAGACAUCGUCUUCUACCAUGAGAUGGGCUUUCUUGUCUAUGCUUCAUUAUCCUGACGUUCAGAUGAAAGUACGAAAGGAAAUCCAUGAUGUCAUUGGAAAAGAAAGACUGGUUUCGAUGAAAGAUAGGUUGAACCUGCCUUACACAGAGGCAGUGUUGCUGGAGAUACAGCGCAUGCACAUCAUUACCCCCUAUGGGAUGCCGCAUUGUAAUAGAGAUGAUCCAAUGGAAAUAGAGGGCUACCUGCUCCCACCUCAAUGCAAUGUAGCAGUCAACUUCUAUAGUAUUCACUAUGACCCUGACUAUUGGGACCAACCUGAGAUAUUCAAUCCUGACCGGUUCAUCGGAGAAGAUGGGAAAUUCAAAAGAGAUGAACACGUGAUGCCAUUCUCGAUAGGAAAGCGAUCUUGUUUGGGAGAACCAUUGGCUAGAAUGGAACUUUUUCUGUUCUUCGCGUCCCUUCUGCAGAGAUACAGAAUAGCAUUGGCAACUGGACAACCUUUACCGUCCAUGGAGCGAAAUGCGGGAGGCAUAAUAAAACCAAAUCCAUACAACGUUUGCUUUAUAAAAGAUUGCUGAUACGGACAUUUGUGUCACUAAAAAUUGGGAAUUGAAUUACAUGUAAUAUGUAUCACAAUGGACAAAACAGCAUGUUUUUCAAGGCACCAAAGGGCAACACGGAAACGGGCUGUAAUGUUAUUCGAUGAGUUUCAUCUAAAACAA
This is a messenger RNA of Owenia fusiformis, 1871 nucleotides long. Lineage: Eukaryota; Metazoa; Annelida; Polychaeta; Sabellida; Oweniidae. The record is from the annotation of a GenBank genome assembly.